Oryza sativa Japonica Group (Japanese rice) is the source of this 2816-nucleotide messenger RNA. RefSeq lists its product as uncharacterized. Lineage: Eukaryota; Viridiplantae; Streptophyta; Magnoliopsida; Poales; Poaceae. The record is from RefSeq and is a predicted model, not a curated record. Gene Ontology annotation, molecular function: protein binding.
CCGUUUUCAUCGUGCACAGGAGGACGUGCACAUGAAGAAGCACAUUCCUCCGCUUCCUCAUUUCCUCCCACCGAAAAAAAGCUAGGGUUUGGAGCUGUGCGCCGCUGCUCGUCGCCGCCCCCAUCCUCCGUCGCGGGGCGUCGGCACCGGCUCCCUCCUUUCCGUCGGCUGGCCGCCAAGAAAAUCUAGGGUUUGGGCUGUGCGAGGCAGCGCCGGGGAAGCAGGGAAGCGGCGAGGCGGCAGGCAGGCAGGCAGGGGCAAGGCCAGAUCCGCCGCGCGCAGCGGCCUCGUCGGGCCGGUGGCAACGAGGGCUCGUUGGCUCGUCAGAUCCAGUGCCCCUUUUCUCCCUCCCUCCCCCUCCUCGAUUUGGUUUGCGGGGGGUGCUCGCCAAAAGCUUCGGGAUUGGAGUAUGAUUUUGAGGAUCUGAAUAAAAGAAGUCAGUAAAAUCAUUUGUCUCUCACGAUGGAGAAGAUACAAUCUGAUUGCCCUUAUCCUGGAUGUUUCUUCUGUGUUAUGAAAGAGGCAAACCCUAGUAAACGAAGAGCAAGUGUACUGAAGUUCUUUAGGGAACUUCCUUCUCAAGAUGAUGAUGGUCAAGUUCUCCCUAUUAGUGGUCUUUGGAAUACUGCGAUGGCACAUCCAAAUGACCCUGAAUUCAUCAACUUGGGGAUAUUUGAAUGCAUGUCAGCUCUUAUAUGGAAGGGACUGAAAAACAGGCGUUGGCUUUCUCAUGAUCAGAAUAUUUACAUCCCAUAUUAUGCAGCACAUAUAAUUGGAUCCUACACAAUGAAUAUGGAGGAGUUUGCGGAACGUGCUGUUCGUGCUGGUGUAAUACCUCCAUUGGUUGAACUCUUACGAGGCAGGCUAACUUGGGUAGAGCAAAGGGUUGCUGUUAGAGCUUUGGGGCAUUUGGCUACAUAUCCCAGUACAUUUCCUGCAGUUGCUGACCAUGGAGAAGUACUUGAACUUGCUAUUCAACUUGCUUCAAGUUCUCUAGAGAUUGUGUAUUCUCAUUUUUACCAGUUUGUGGACCGAAGGAUUGGCUACCACUGUGACCUUCUCACACGAGGCAUGGGUGGUGUGGAAAUGGAAUCUCGCAAAGCUGAGGAAUGGGCAAGCCAACUUCAGUGCUGGUCUUUGCAACUCAUUAACUGCUUCGCAUUUAAGUCUGAAUUUCUCCAUGAUAUUUGCAAGGCUGAUUUUCUAGUCAAGUUACCUGGAAUGUGGGGUGGACUCGUAAAUGAGAACUCACCUGCUGGUGUUGGUUUGCUAAGAACUAUCUGCCAGAGCAAGCUUGGCCGAGGCCAUGUUGCUAAUAUUCCUAGUGUUGUUGAAGCUCUCUGCAACAUUGCCCGUUCUUCAGAUGACUGGCAAUACAUGGCUGUUGAUUGUUUACUUUGGUUGGUGCAGGAUUCAAAUACAUGUCAUAAGGUAAUAGAUAGAGUUGCCUCAACACUGAUAGAUUUAGCAAAUAUCUCAAUGCUCGGUGAUUAUAAAAAACUUGGUGACACCAUUGUCACAGUGCUCCAAGAAUGUAUGCAACAAUAUGCAAAUUCACGGAAUUCAAUUAGUACUCACACCAAAGAACAAAUUGAUGAACUCUUGAGUUCCAAGCAGAGUUUUAAAUUGGAGAAGAAUAUGCCAAAGGAGGAUCUUCAUAUAAAACAAGCAGCAGCAUUGGUUGUUAAGUUGGAAGGCAAUUCACUUUUCUCUUCAGGGAACAUAGCAGGAGCUGCAGCAAAGUACUCUGAAGCACUUGCGCUGUGUCCAAUGAAGUCUAAGAAAGAAAGAGUGGUGCUUUAUAGUAAUCGAGCUCAGUGUUAUCUACUCCUGCAGCAGCCAUUGGCUGCCAUAAGUGAUGCUACCCGUGCAUUGUGCCUUCAUAGUCCUUUGAAUCGCCACGCAAAAAGCUUGUGGAGAAGGGCUCAAGCAUACGAUAUGCUUGGUUUAGCGAAAGAGAGCCUGUUGGAUGCAAUUCUCUUUAUAAAUGAAUGCUCUCAGUCGAAUGAUCCUGACCUGUCAUUAAAGCAAAAUAAAGUUCCUGAUUAUGCUGAGCGUUUGGUGAAGAAGCAGAUGCGCACAGCUUGGUUAUUCAGGGAAGCAGCUUUGAAACAUGGGGGAAUCCAUUGCGAGGGAGAAGCUAGUGAUGCUUUUGGUCAAGAGGCAGAUGACUCUGAGUGGGAAACAGCCAGUGAAAGUGAUGCUGAGAAUGAUGCAACAGGAGAGGCAGAUGAUGAAACUGAAUGGAAGAACGAUAACCAAGUAUGAGAAAAGCUGAGAACCAGGUUUCCUUGCCAUUCAGGACGAUUGUUGGUGUUGCUUAUGUUAGUAGAAACAAUGGAACCACCUGCUUGUCUUCUGUACGAGUAAACUGAAACAAAGUUGUGAACUGGACGGAGCCAGCUUACAGAAAGCCUUGCAAGAAUGGCUUUCAAAAGUGACAAAUCUGGUGCCACUGUAUUUAUCCUAUUGAGAACGAGGCUGAAUUUUUCAAUGCCAUUUAUCAUCUCAUCACCAUGUUGGAUUUGUCAGGGUUGUGCUUGUGAUUCGUUCGAUGUGUUCUAUUCGGGGAGUAGUUUCAUGUUUGGUGUUGUAAAAUGUGUUUCCACCGAUUUUUCAGCUUUUGAAUGGACAAAACUGUGCCUUCUUUUUUUCCUCCUUUCUUGAUGUGUGAAGUUUUGCCAAGAGGCAAACUCUGGCACUGUUUUCUAUAUUCUGCAGUAUUGAAUGUACAUUUUCUUCAGGGUGGAUGCUGUGUUUUCUUAUUGUAAAACUCUAUAUUGGUUGAGGAUUAACUGGUUUCUAGUUUAUGUGUC